CACAAGACGCUCCCACUGCAGCACCUCGUGUCGUGGAAAGGGCAGCAGGACCCAUCCCCCGGCGAGUUCUCGUACGGCGCGGACCCUAGCAACCUGCUCCAGUGCUUCGCCUGGAACGGGUCGAGGCCACACCGGCGAAGCCCGGUGUGGACAAGCCACCUCUACAUGGGCGGAUUCAACGAGUCGGCCAUUUACAUGGCCUUGCAUCACGCCGGCGACGAGGUGUACAUGUCCUUCGGCAUGCCGGCUGGCUCCUUCGUCCAGCUGGUCAGGUUGGAGAUCGACUACUCAGGCAAGGUAAAUAUACUAAGCUGGCUGAGCAACGUGUCCGCAUGGAGAGCCCUCUACGCAGAGCCUCAACAUGAGUGCAAUACGUACGGCUACUGCGGUCCUUAUGGUUACUGCGACAACACACAAAUCGUCCCGGUUUGCAAGUGCCUUGACGGUUUUGAACCGAGGGAUGCUAAAGGAUGGAUCUCCGGUAGCUUCUCACAGGGAUGCCGCCCCAAGGAGGUGCCAAGGUGCACCCAUGGAGACAGUUUCUUGGCCUUUCCGGGCAUGAAGGUCCCGGACAAGUUCCUCCGUGUCCCGAGCAGAAGCUUCGAUGAGUGCACCGAGGAAUGCAGAAGCAAUUGCUCCUGCGUGGCAUAUGCUUACUCCAAGAUGAGCAACAUAGAUAUUGACGGUGAUGAUACAAGAUGCCUGUUAUGGAUCGGCGAUUUGAUCGACAUGGAGAACAACCAUCAAGGAGGGGAGAACCUCUAUGUUCGGACUAAAAGAUUGCAAGGCAACAUGAGAAAGAUCAAAACCAUAGAAAUUGUAUUACCAGUUGUGUCAAGUUUUCUGAUACUCAUAUGCGUGGGGCUUAUUUGGAUCUGUGGCUUUAGAGGCAAUCAAGGAAGCAAGCUUGUCUGGGAAAGGUUGAUGCGUCGAGAUACAGGAAAUUACAAUCAGUUCGCUGAUGGUAACACGGAGUUUCCCAUUUCGAACUUUAGGGAAAUUGCUACCGCGACAAAUAAUUUCUCUGAAUCCAACAUUCUUGGCAAAGGAGGGUUUGGCAAUGUUUAUAAGGCAAGACGUAUCUGUACUGAUAGUUAUUUGAUCGGUUUUUUUUGUGUGAGGGAGAUAGUU
This is a messenger RNA of Triticum dicoccoides, 1131 nucleotides long. RefSeq names its product receptor-like serine/threonine-protein kinase SD1-8. Gene Ontology annotation, biological process: recognition of pollen. NCBI's taxonomy places the organism in Eukaryota, Viridiplantae, Streptophyta, Magnoliopsida, Poales, Poaceae. The transcript has 3 exons. The record is from RefSeq and is a predicted model, not a curated record. The annotation marks the transcript as partial.